AUGGAGAGUCUUCCGCCCAAUUUGACGGUAGAGGCACUGGCUCUGUCUCCAGCAGAGACCAAGACGUACCUGCGGUGGUACACGGAUCUUCUCUUGCGGAAGCGGGGCGAGACGAUUGCGGUGAACGAUGCGAUGGCGUUUGUGGACAACUUCGGCCUCAGUGAGCUGGACAAGAACCGCAUUUUGAAGCUGUUUGGAGGCCAGAUGGUGACGGUUGAGCCGGCUCAGUUCUAUGCGUUUUUGAGACUGUGUGGACAUGCAAAGCAGGGCCGCAGUUUGCGUAAGGAGCUUGCCUUCGUGUCGGCGCCCGUGCCGAAACCUCGCAGCAUUUUGAGCAAGCGCAAGGCAUCUGAGGGAGUCGACCGAAGCGAUUCGCCUGAUUCAGUCACAUCGAAUCCCUUUAGAAAAACUUCUGGCGGCGCUAAAGACAUUGACACUUUUAUGUCUCUGAUGAUCGGUAAGCCGGCCACCACCGGCUCGAGCAAUGGCCACCGGAAGAAGCGAGUCACGUUCGACUCGGGACCGCCGCAAGUCGCUGAGGCUGCCCAAAGGUCUAUGGAAGAGCUGCUACGCCAGCGUGGCGUUGAGUUACCGGUUGCUCCGUCUGCUCCCCCUCCUCCUAUUUUGGAGAAACCUCAAGAAGACGAGCCUGACGUUGCAAUCAACCCCAAUUCCCAUUUCGCUCAGGUCAAUAUAGAUAGCGUCCUUGUUCAUGGCACUUCCGUUGUCCCUCCGGCCCCGCCGCCCCGUCGGUUGACACCAAAUAUGACUGGCCCCACGCAAAUGGUGCAAAUUGGAGUUCUUGCCCCUGAAACCUCCUUAUCGGCAGUGGCAAGCUCUGCUUUGCAACCAAACCACACUGGCCAGCUACCAGUUCCUGCAUUCCCCAACGCCGCACGUCAGUCGUCCCCUCAGAUUUUAGCUCCGCAGGCUGCAAUGCUGUCUCAGCCGUAUCCUGCGCCCAGCUACCAGAGCGUGCCCUCGCCUCAAAAUCUGUCGCCUAUGCCUACGGGGCUAGAGUUUUUGAACUCCGUUUCGCGAUCCUCACCUCAGAACCUAUCGCCGGCCAACACUGGUUAUGCUCGUCCCACCGCAAUGGCUGCGCCCGUCACACUAGGCAAUGACUACGACAUUGCACCACCACCGCCUUUUCGCCGUGCAGCCAAUCCGUACGAUACACAGGCGAUGAGAAACCAGGUCAACAAUUUAUGGUGA
Messenger RNA from Wickerhamiella sorbophila, 1215 nucleotides. RefSeq lists its product as hypothetical. Bases 1 to 1215 code for a protein of 404 amino acids. The transcript has a single exon. Lineage: Eukaryota; Fungi; Ascomycota; Dipodascomycetes; Dipodascales; Trichomonascaceae. The record is from RefSeq and is a predicted model, not a curated record.